GUCAAGUCUUUGAGGGCAGAAGACGAGCCAGGAAGCGUCUUUGGACAGGAGAGCUGAAAUUGAGGACUUUUCCCAUUUUUUCCCCCUCUUUUUUUCCUCUCCUCAAGGGGCAUCCGUAGAUUUUUGCCGCUCGGUUUUGUUGUCUGUGAGUCAGUCAGUCUGUGGAAGAAGGUUGACUAGGCUGGGGUUUGUUGACUCUUCUCCCCCACUGCUUAGUAGACUUUCCGACCAAAUGUGCGUAAAGGGGCUCUAUAUUAUCGCCGUCCUGUUUGGACUCGCAGCUUCAGGUGUUUUGCAGGUGAACGGAAUGCGUGUUUACACAUCUGGGGACGUUGAGGCGGUCAAUGGAACAGAUGUUCGUCUCAAAUGCACGUUUGACAGUUCAGCUAAGAUCAACCCUGAUCUUGUCAUCAUCUCCUGGACUUUCAAACCCCUUUCAGGAGGCCCAAUCAUUAGGAUUUUUCAUUACCAGCAAAAACCAUAUCCGCCUCCUGAUGGCAUCUUUAAGAAGCGUGUCUCUUGGGCUGGUGAUAUCAUGGGGAAUGAUGCCUCCAUCAUACUGCGGGAGGUCAAGUUCAUCUAUAAUGGCACCUACACCUGCCAGGUGACAAAUCCUCCUGAUGUUCAUGGCCCAGUUGGGGAGAUUCAUCUUCGUGUUGUCAAAACAGCUUCUUUCAAUGAACUUCUCUUCCUGGUCCUGGCCAUUGGAGGUGGCAUCGCCGCUGUGGUCUUUUGCCUCAUAGUCAUCGUGUCCUGUAGGAGAUGCAAGAGGAAACACAGACAGAGGCAGCUGGAGGGUGAUGAAGAGGUUCCCCGCAAAGAGAGGAAAGACCCCACUGCGUGCCACCCAUCAAAGGCCAUCCAUCUCUACCUGUCAGAGACAUCUAUAGAGAUUGAUAGUUCAGAUGGCAUGAUCUCAGACCCCAGCACUGGAGACCCAAGCUCCUCAGAGGAUGAUGAUGAUGAUGAUGAUGAUGAUGAUGAUGUUGGUGAUGACUCUGACUGAGAAGGACCAAACACAGAUUGGAAUGCUGAUGAGAUCCCGUCAGGAAACUUGCUGGAAGGAGGCUCUAAGGGUACAUUUGGAUUUCACUCUUCUGCUCGGCAGAGACUUGCUGAAAGCAAAGUGAGAAGAUGAAGAUUUGAGGAAAAAUGGAGAAUAUAAAUCUUUUGGAGGAAAAAACAAACAACAAAAAUAAACAAGAUUUCUGUAGAGAAACAGUCCUAAAGAAAACAGCCUUUCUGUUUGGAGGCUCCAUAAAUGUUUGAGGAAAUGAAACAGUGGAUCAAACUCAAACAAAACCCUAAAGCUUAUGUGCCAAACUGGAUUGUGGACUUAAAGCUGGCCUAGUAACGUAGAGGGUAUGUUUAGCUUUUGUUGGAGCUUUCUGCUGGUUUACACAGAAAUCCUCUUAGCAGAACAAGUGUUUGCUGUAAUUCUGAGCCACACAAAGUGCAUUAUAUUUCGUGAGUUGUCCAAAGACUGUUUGUAAAUUGGAAAUAUCUCCAGUCAUUUGUAGAGAUGUGCACAUAAGUCAUAUGAUUGACUUCAAGCUUGAUGUGUGCUGACUGAUGACUAUACCCAAACACUAACAAGUCCAGGUUACAACGCUCUUUCAUGUUGAUGCUGUUAUUGGUGAAGUAGGCUGGGUUGGCUAUUUUCAGUAUGUGACGUGUUUAAAAAUGAAGUCAGAACAUGGAGAUGUAAGAACCUACCUAAAAGGAAACCUGUCAACACUUGUGUGGAGUUUUUUGAGGCUACAACAGAGUGAGAUGGAACAAUACUUUCAGAAGGUAACAGGAAGGCUGAAUGUAAAAGACCAACAUUGCACUCUUGAAUCCUUUGGAACGCUUUUCAACCUCUGUCUGUCAUGAGAAAUGAUGGAUUAAGAAAUCUUGGCAGCCUUUUGAAAAUCUCAAAGAUUUGGUAAAGAUCUGCUUUCUCCAGUGAGUGCAUGUGGAGAAAGCAGAUCUUUACCAUAUCUGAUUUAGUGCUAGACAAGGUAACUGUGUUGAUCUCUAAUAAAAGAUCAGAAAGUCGGUUUAAAAUGUGAUUGACUAUUUUGUGCUUGUUUAAAAAUAUUUGUAAAAACAAACUGAACUUCCACAUAUUCAACUGGAUUAAUUAGUCUAUCUUAGAAACUGGUUGUCCCUGCACCUGUUGUCCCUCAUGUAUUUUGGGAGAAGGAUGGUGAAAAAUACUGCUGUCGUUCUUCCGCCACACCUGUCCUGUUUGCAUUAGAAUUAGUUGGUGUCCAAUCCCUUUAAUAGGCAUCUUCAGUCUUGUCAGAAAAAGCUUAAUUUUAGUUUUUUCCCCUAAAUUAUGUCCGUAUGACAGACCAUGCCAUACUGUUUUGCUAAAAAUUAACACGUUUUCGAGAAGUUUUUUUUUUUAUUAGUAAAUUUAAAGUCCUAAAGCUUUAACUAGAGAAUUGCAUCCAAGCAAGUUGAAUGAGAAACAGAAUACUUUACUUUAAGACUUAAGUAAUACUAUUUGUCACAUCAAAUUUCUCAUAUUAAAUGGUAAAAAUUUGAUUUAUUUUUUCUUCCGUCUAAAAGCCAAAGAUUUGAUCUGUGGGAAGCAACCACAUGUACACAACGGCCCUGAAACGCAUGUGGGAGUGCACAGUAAGAUCUGUAAACCCUUUUUGAUUGCAAAAUGUCCUUGAAGGCCUGUGCUCUAUUCUUUCAUUUGUGAAUGCAUUCCAACUAACAAGUGUUAAUAUGCCCGUAUUUCAGAUUUUUUGUGGCAGAUUUUGUAUUCGUGUUCAAAGUGUUUUAGAUGUAUAAGAAACUGUUACAUUUGUAUUUGUAAUAGAACUUUUAUAAAGAAAAAGUUUUCUAAUAAAAAGCCUUUAAAUCUUU
This is a messenger RNA of Poeciliopsis prolifica (blackstripe livebearer), 2865 nucleotides long. Its product is annotated as myelin protein zero-like protein 2. The transcript is spliced from 5 exons. NCBI's taxonomy places the organism in Eukaryota, Metazoa, Chordata, Actinopteri, Cyprinodontiformes, Poeciliidae. The record is from RefSeq and is a predicted model, not a curated record. The coding region runs from base 233 to 1006 and encodes 257 amino acids. Gene Ontology annotation, cellular component: membrane. Gene Ontology annotation, biological process: cell-cell adhesion.